UUGUAUCACUAUCGCAUCUCUGGGCAGGUUUCCUCAUGCCUAUCUGAUAAUGACUUAUCUACAUUCAGUCAAUGUGGGAUGAUAAAAGUCUCAAUAACACCCCUGCAUAUGCUCAAGCUUUACUGUUUUGGACCGUCACCAAUACCAGCAGCUAUUAUUAAUACAAACACAGCCGGUUUAGCUGCAGACUGUUUGUGUAUCAGGUCUUCUUCACCUCGAGAAGCCGUAACCUUUGGUCAAGUUUGUUGGUGGAUCUUUAACUGGUCCAACACGACCUCACGAUUGCGAAAGUCUCAGAAGCUCAGGAUGUACGCAAGUCUCCUAUAGGCUGGUCUUUUCUCCAGGGGGCAACAGUCGAGCACCUGCGCGGGGGCGAAGGUUGAUCCAGGUCUUUGCUGCACCUGACAGAUACUAUCAAUCAGCUCUGCCACAGAACAAGCAAAUUCAGGAUGAGUGACCAAGAGAGUGCGGUUGAAAGCAAUGGUGUUGCGAUCAUGGAAGUUAAAGAUGAGAGCAUCUCACAGACUCUGUCAGACUCGACAAACCUAAAAACUCACUCUACUCUCAUCCUCAACGGAGACACCACCAAAGCUGAGCUCAGCUCCAGCUCCGGGCUGGAAGAUGCCACUGAGCGACUUUCACUAGAAGAGCCCAAGGCAGUUCCCCUGACGUCCAAUGCACCGGCAACUCUGGCACCAGCUGACCAGCUAUGGAGCAGCAGCAGAGACAAGGCGGUCCGGCUGAAGAUGGAGGGCUCGGGUCCGGCCUCGGAGACUCCAGUCACCGUCCAUCAGAGGUUCCUGGAGACAGCAGAAAAGUACGGGGAUCAUCCAGCCUUGGCUUUCAAGAAGGAGGGUCAGUGGGAGACCCUGACGUGGAGGCAGUACUAUGAGCAGUGCCGGGCAGCAGCGAAAAGUUUCCUCAAGUUGGGGCUGGAGCGAUACCGUGGUGUGGGGAUUCUGGGAUUUAACUCCCCCGAGUGGUUCAUCUCAGACAUCGGCUGCAUCUUUGCCGGGGGUCUGGCAACCGGUAUUUACACCACCAACUCGCCUGAAGCUUGUCGUUAUGUGGCCGACAGCUGUGAGGCCAACGUCAUGGUGGUGGAGGACAAGAAACAGCUCGAUAAAAUCCUGCAGGUUAAAGAUCAGCUACCUCAUCUGAAAGCCAUUGUCCAGUACAAAGGCGAGGUGCAGCAGAAAGCGCCCUUCCUGUAUUCAUGGGCAGAGUUCAUGAAGCUGGGGGAGGACGUCCCCGACGCGCAGCUGAAUGCUGUGAUCGACAGUCUUCGGGCCAACGAGUGCUGUACUCUCAUCUUUACCUCUGGAACCACCGGCAACCCUAAAGGAGUCAUGUUGAGCCACGACAAUCUGACAUGGACGAGCCGUACAGCAGCUACCCCUCUAGAUAUAAGAUACGCUGAGGAGGUUGUGGUCAGUUACCUGCCGCUCAGCCACGUGGCAGCCCAGCUAUGUGACAUGUGGAUGGGCGUUAGUUAUGCCAUGACCACCUACUUUGCAGAUCCAGACGCCCUCAAGGGCUCCUUAGUAAACACAAUGAAAGAGGCUCGUCCAACUUGUUUCCUUGGAGUUCCUCGUGUGUGGGAGAAGAUGCAGGAAAAAAUGAAAGCCAUUGGUGAAAAGGCUUCCCCAAUGAGGAGAUCAGUGGCAAACUGGGCUAAGUCCAUAGGCCUGCAGUACAACUACAGUAUCAUGAACGGGGAGAAUCAGGUGCCGUGGGGCUACACGCUGGCUAAUAAUCUGGUUUUAAGGAGGGUCCGUGAAGCACUGGGCUUGGACCGCUGCAAGCUUUGCUUCACAGGAGCUGCCCCCAUCACCAAAGAGACUUUGGAGUACUUCAUGAGCCUGAACAUCCCAUUGUUGGAGUUAUACGGCAUGAGUGAAAGCACAGGCCCACACACCAUCUCCCAACCCAACAACUUCCGCAUCACAAGCUGUGGAAAGUUGAUGGCCGGCUGCAAGACGAAGCUGGAGAACCCAGAUAACGACGGCAGUGGAGAGAUAUGUUUUUGGGGUCGACACGUCUUCAUGGGCUACCUGAACAUGCCUGACAAAACAGCCGAGGCUCUCGACCAGGACGGCUGGCUGCACUCUGGAGAUCUGGGAAGACACGACCAGCACGACUUCCUGUACAUCACAGGAAGGAUCAAGGAACUGAUCAUCACGGCCGGUGGAGAGAACAUCCCUCCUGUGCCCAUCGAGGACGCACUGAAGGCUGAGGUGCCCAUCAUUAGCAACGCCAUGCUGCUCGGAGACAAACUCAAGUUCCUCUCCAUGCUGCUCACGUUUAAGUGCGUCGUGGACGACAACGGUGAGCCCACAGAUGAGCUGAGCCCCGAGGCUUUGGCCUUCUGCAAGCAGCACAACGUCAAGGCGACCAGGGUGUCAGAGAUUAUAGCCAAUAAGGAGCCAGCCAUCUACAGAGCCAUUCAGGAGGGCAUGGAGCGCGUUAACGCCAGAGCGACAUCUAACGCCCAGAAGGUCCAGAAGUGGGUCCCGCUGGAGCGAGACUUCUCCAUCAGUGGAGGAGAACUGGGACCCACAAUGAAACUGAGAAGGCCCAUUGUGGUGAAGAUGUACCAGGAGAAAAUAGACAAACUGUAUGCAGAGGCCACAAAAAAACAGUAGAUUGCACCGCACAGAGAGGAGAUAAUACUGAAGACAGACUUGUGGCAUGUUUAUGAACUUCGUAUUGUCUCCAUGCGUCAUGUUUGGAAAUGUAUAAGUCUAACCCUUCAUCUACGGUGCAGUUUGAUCUGAAAAGUUUUAGAAAAUCUAACACAAUUUAAGAAAAAGAUAUGUUAUAUUUCUCCAUUUUCACUUCUUUGCACCUGAAUGUUAAAAGUGCAAAAGAGACUUAUAAUUUAUAGAGGAUUAGAAGAAAAAAAUCUCGAUUGUGUUCUAUUUAAUGGAAUUGAAGUUUGUGCUGCUGUGUUUUAAUAUGUUUCUGUUGACUGUCCCAAGUCCAUAUUUAAGCUUUUAAAUGUACAUACAGUUUCACAGCAGCUGUGUAGGUUUUGUAAAUAAAACAUCCAAAUCAGAGCCAAAAUCUUGCCAUGUAUUACAUGGCACAUACAAGUGAAUUAUACGCUAUUAUAUAUAUAUAUAUAUAUAUAUUAUACGCUGGGAAACACUGGAUUGUUUGUAAUCAUUUUUACAGUUUAUGAAGGAAAUUUUGUUAACCUACUGUGGCCUAAAAGAUGACACUUUCUUGUCUUGUCAUAAGCAUACCAGUAUGUAUUUUAUUUUUGAAGCAGCAGUAUGUAUUUAAGAUUUUACAGCCUUAAUUGCCAGCCGGUCUCAUCUUGUGAGAUAAUCCCCAUCUGGCAAAGCUGCAGACAUUCCCUCUGAAGACUAGAGGUGAUGUUUUAAUAAGUAUUUUUGCAAUAAUGUAAGAAUAUCAAUGGUGUAAUAAUCUAAUCACAAAUUGUAAAGCAUUUAUCUUAAUUUGUGCUUCUCCAUGUACAGUUUGACAAAUAUUGAAAUGUUUAUUUUGUGAUAGAUGUUUCAUGAUUAUCAAUAAAAAGUGAGUGAUUUGGACAA
Plectropomus leopardus (leopard coralgrouper) is the source of this 3560-nucleotide messenger RNA. Its product is annotated as long-chain-fatty-acid--CoA ligase ACSBG2-like. The record is from RefSeq and is a predicted model, not a curated record. Gene Ontology annotation, molecular function: long-chain fatty acid-CoA ligase activity. Gene Ontology annotation, cellular component: membrane; endoplasmic reticulum. NCBI's taxonomy places the organism in Eukaryota, Metazoa, Chordata, Actinopteri, Perciformes, Serranidae.